Aspergillus candidus is the source of this 319-nucleotide messenger RNA. RefSeq lists its product as uncharacterized. Lineage: Eukaryota; Fungi; Ascomycota; Eurotiomycetes; Eurotiales; Aspergillaceae. The transcript has a single exon. Bases 22 to 222 code for a protein of 66 amino acids. The record is from RefSeq and is a predicted model, not a curated record.
GUUAAGUAAGGGCGGAUACUGAUGUACCAUCCAGACUUUACCACCAUCAAACAUCGCUUGCAUUCUAUAGCCAUUCAUACGAAAGCGUACAUGUACUCCUGUCAUGUUUCUAGUAAAAUCAUGCUCAACGAGCGUAAUAUAUCCCGGUUCAUCUUGAUUAGCGUAGUACUCACAUUCCUGUACCGAAUAAGUCGGGCCGCAGAUGACCUGAUCGGUCAGUGACAGGCUGACAGUGUUUUCAGCUCAUUCUUUAGCCAACGCUCGAUGUAGUCUCCGGGCCAAAGUCGUACCGUAAUAUUUGUCAUACCGUCGUCGAUAU